Molecule: messenger RNA, 1656 nt
Organism: Yarrowia lipolytica CLIB122
Lineage: Eukaryota; Fungi; Ascomycota; Dipodascomycetes; Dipodascales
Biological process (GO): ADP transport; ATP transport; transmembrane transport
Molecular function (GO): calcium ion binding; ATP transmembrane transporter activity
Source: RefSeq, a predicted model, not a curated record
AUGACGGAGCCGACAAAAGCCGCCGAACACACACACAAGAGCGCCGAGCAGGCCCAGGCACAGCUUCUCAAGGCGGAAAAACAACAGCAGCUGGCGCUUUCGACCGGAGAAACCCCGGAACAACGGAGCGCACGCUAUGAACGCAUGUUCCGCAAACUGGAUCGAGAGGGCAAGGGCCAACUGUCCAAGGAGGACUUUGUGGCAGCCUUCAGUGGCUCGCUCGGUGGAUCUGUGCCCGAGUCGCACACGCUGCGAAACGCAGACUCGCUGGUGGGCAACCUGGUGAAUCUUAUGGACACAAAUGAGGACGGUCUCGUGGACCUGUCCGAGUUCCAGUCGUACCUGGAGCUCACGGAACAGAACCUGGUCUACCUGUUCCACAUCAUCGACGACAAGGGAGACGGUAAGCUGGAUAGAGAGGAGCUGGCCGACGGAAUGGCAGCUGUGGGACUGGGAGACAUGGACAGCGACACGAUAGACGACUUCUUCAAGGCCCUCGAUCGAGACAAGGACGGAUACAUUUGUUUCGACGAGUGGCGCGACUUCCUGCUGCUGGUCCCAAAUGAGGCCGGCUCUACCCUCAAGGCCGCCUACAAAUUUUUUGUAGAGGAGCUGGAUCUCAGCUCCGAAGGAGACGUGAUUUUUCACAGAGACGUAUUACAAGGUCUGGGGUACUUUCUGGCUGGCGGUCUUGCCGGAGCCAUCUCCCGAACAGCCACCGCUCCUCUGGAUCGGCUCAAGGUCUACCUGAUUGCCGAUCCUAUCACUCCCGCAACCACAGCCGCUGCUUCAGGAGCCUCGGAGGCCGUCUAUGAGAGCAUUGCCAAGAACGCAUCCAAGGCAAAGCCCCCGUCGGGGUUCAUGGCCCGACACCACGUGCUGAUCAAUGCCAUCAAGAACAUUUGGGCCGAGGGAGGAAUCCGGUCGUUCUUCAUUGGUAACGGUCUCAACGUGUUCAAGGUGAUUCCCGAGUCGGCCAUGAAGUUUGGCUCGUUCGAGACCGCCAAAAAGUUUCUGUGCCAGCUGGAGGGAGUGGAGGACACUGCUGACUUGUCCCGUGCAUCAACUUUUCUGGCCGGAGGUAUCGGAGGUGUCGUGUCGCAGUUUGUGGUCUACCCCAUCGAUACGCUCAAGUUCCGAAUCCAGUGCGAGCCCCCCACCGGCGCUCUUCAGGGCAAUGCGCUUCUGUGGCACACAAUGAAGCAGAUGUGGAGAAACGGAGGUCUGGCCACCUACUACAGGGGUCUGUGGGCUGGUCUGGGAGGCAUUUUCCCUUAUGCCGCGCUUGAUCUAGGAACAUUUGAGGUCAUGAAGCGAGGAUACAUUACCCGAGAGGCAAAGCGACUGGGCUGCGAGAACUCUGACGUCAAGAUUGGUAACAUGGCCGUUCUGACCAUGGGCGCAUUAUCCGGUUCCGUCGGAGCCACGGUUGUGUACCCCAUCAACCUGCUGCGAACCCGUCUCCAGGCCCAGGGAACUGCUGCUCAUCCUCAGACGUACACUGGCAUCAUGGAUGCAUACCACAAGGCGGUGACCAAGGACGGUUACCGGGGUCUGUUUAGAGGUCUGGCUCCCAACCUUGCCAAGGUGGCUCCUGCCGUCAGUAUAAGUUAUUUGGUCUACGAGAAUACCAAGACCAUGUUGGGGUUGGAGUAA